Panonychus citri (citrus red mite) is the source of this 4347-nucleotide messenger RNA. RefSeq names its product nonsense-mediated mRNA decay factor SMG5-like. Bases 459 to 3227 code for a protein of 922 amino acids. The record is from RefSeq and is a predicted model, not a curated record. Gene Ontology annotation, cellular component: telomerase holoenzyme complex. Gene Ontology annotation, molecular function: telomerase RNA binding; telomeric repeat DNA binding; protein binding. The transcript has 5 exons. Gene Ontology annotation, biological process: nuclear-transcribed mRNA catabolic process, nonsense-mediated decay. NCBI's taxonomy places the organism in Eukaryota, Metazoa, Arthropoda, Arachnida, Trombidiformes, Tetranychidae.
UUUAUUUAUUUUCCUUCAAUGUUGAUAUUAAAAAUGAUUAAUUUAAUUGUUUCCGAUUCUCCUCCUUAACUGUUGAUUACAAUUUACUAAAUAUGGAGACAGUUUAUUCAUUCAUUUGACAUUAACUUUGGAAUUUUAAACAAAACAAUUACGAAUUAAAUGUGACCUCAAAUUGAAUUGAAAAUCUAAACCAAAUUUUCUGUAUUAUCAUCAUUAUAUUUUUUUCUUCCUUAUCUUUGGUGUAUUUUUUUUCUCUCUCUCUCUCUUUCUCUUACUAUUAUUUACUUUCUUUUUUUUCUCUCUCUUUUUUUCAAUUAUCUUUUCUUACAUUUUAUCAUCUUUUCCUCUUACUUUUUACAAACCAAAUCUUGUGUUUCCUUUAAACAAAAAUUUCGUUCGUUAAUUUCUGUUGUGUCUCACCUUCCUUUAGGUUCUCACAUUGAUUUAUCUUUCUCUAAAUGGAAACAAGGAACCUGAUGCAAGCCACAUUCAAUAGACUCCCCACCAAGCUUAAAGAGCAGUGUGAAAAUUGUCUAUUCAAUGAUGUUGUCGGUCAUGGUAAAAAAGCCGAGGAGAUCCUAUGGACUCGAGUUUUUCAUGAACCCAUGCAAGUUUACAAGCGUCUAAAAGGAUCAGCAUCAAGUUCAGAUAUAAUAUCUCUUCAAGUUCACUUUGUCUCUGGUGUGGGCUUCUAUUAUGGUUUAUUGCGUAAAAUAUCCGCCGAGUAUUCAAUUAACUUUGGUUCGGUUUUAGGAGAAUUAAAUCAAAAUCUUAAAUACAGUGAAUCAAUCAAAAAUGAAAGAAAACGCAAUAUAACCUCACAAGAAAAAGAAGCCAUUCGUUCAGUUACCCAUGGAAUUUUUAUCCAUCUUGGUGAUAUUUUCCGUUACCUCGAUAAUCUUGGUUACCCUGAAAGUAAAUCAAUGGCCAUUAAAUGGUACAACUUUGCCAUUCUCUUUGAACCAACCAUUGGGAUGCCAUAUAAUCAGUUGGGCACAUUGUCAUCGAGUUAUAAUUAUGGUUUCGACUCAGCUUAUUACUACAUGCGAUGUCUCAUGAGUGAAAAACCUUUUGAUGGAGCUGAAGGUAAUCUUAGAAGAAUCUUGAUGUCAUCUCCUAGAUUUCUCGCCGAUGAGAUGAAUAAAAAUCUAACAAUCGAUUCAUUGGAUGAAAAUGGAGCUCAUAUUGUUAAAAAAUGUAUCAUUCAACUUCUUGUGGUGGCAAAUGAAAUUUUCAACCAUGGAAAUAGUAAAUCAGAUAUGGAUGUUGCCAAUUCUAUCCAAGAGUUUCUUACAACCCUGACCAUUGCUCUUAACUUGUCACCAAAAACCCGAACUCCUCACAGACCAACUUAUCUUGAUCCAACUCUCAUCUUUGAAAUGGGAACCAUGUCAUUAAUGUUUAUCACUUAUCUACGAGCCAAUGGAAUAGGAAGUGGAAUUUACUAUUCAGCUAGUGUCGCCUUAGCUUUGAAUUUCCUUCUGUUAAAUGUUAACGCGUUUCUACUUCGAUUCAAGGAUAAAAUUGACAAGCUCAAUAUGCCCCAGAAAACCAAUUCAACCCUAAAUAAUACCACUAAUGGCUCUGGAUUAGGAGCUCCAUCAUCAUCGAAAGAAAAUUCUCCCGAGUUUUCACCUCGUCGAACCUUAUCCCGACUUCGUAGGCGUAAAGCAGCCAUAACAUACGAAAACAUUGAUUCUUAUUUAUUAGAUUUCGAUGAAGAUGAUUCAGAAUUAAGUGAACUGGAAGAAACCGCUUUAAGUACUAUCGAUGCCCUUGAAAUUAGCUCAGAUAUAAGUGAAUCUGGGAGUGUUUGUGAUGAAGAAGAGUACACAUUGAAGAGCAGUGAUGACGAAGAUAGUCAAACAGCUCGUUCUAACCUUAAUGAACAAUCAAAUUUAAAUACAAAUGCCAAUGUUGAAGAGAUUCUUCGUUAUCUUUUCUGCGAAACCAGUUUACCAACAAUUAAAACACUUUGUGAUUGGCUUCGAGUUGAUCAAAAACUGGUAGCUUUCAGUGCCGAAUCAAUAAAUGGACUUUUCUCCCAAUUUGCUGAGAUGUUGAACAUUUUGAAAGACGUUGAAAUCAAAGCUCUUGCCUUUAAUACCAAAUUGGAGCGUCUUAAAUAUACUGAUCACAAUUGGGUUCAAAAAUAUCCACUCUCAUCAGAUAUGAAUCUUUUAAAGUUCAAAUUAUUGGAUAAAUUUCAUUCUUCAUCAAUUUUUGUUGACAAAUAUUGUGACACUUUAAAUGCCGAGGAAAUGGGUUUCCUAACACUUGAAUGUAUCAUUAGUUUUGGUCAUUUUCUAACCAAUAAUAUGAACAAAAGUCAAUUAUCUUAUGACGUUGCCACUAGAAGCUUCAAAUAUGAUGAAUUAACAUUCAACGAGGUGAAAAAUAUUAAAUUACCUCGAAAUUUAUCAUCAACCGCAAAUGGUACCAAUGGUGUUAAAAGUUAUUCCCGAAAAAUGGAUUCUAUCUCUCAGGAAGAUGAUUUUCUAUUAACAAAUAACAGUAAAUCAAAGUGGAAUAAUUUUGAAGGAAAUGAUAUGAAUUCGUCACAAGGAAAUGAUUUAAUUAAACAGAAACAAGUUAUGAGAAACAUGGCUCAUCUUUGGUUGAAAUCUGAAGUGAGUUUCUUGGAAAAAGCGGUCAAAGGGAAAGAUUCAACUUUGCCUCCUUAUGUUAUCAUCCAUGUUAGUGCUUAUCUCUAUCAACUGACCGCUGUCCGUGAUUUGAUCUUCUCUAAACGAUUCUUUGUUGUGGUUCCUAAGAUCGUUUUGCAAGAUCUUGACCAUCACAAGAAAAUAUGUCCAGCCGCACGUGAAGCUAUUCGAUUGAUUGAAAAUGAGGCUCAAAAAGGUCGUUUUAUAAAAUUUCUAAAUGAUCGUGAUCGCAGUUCUUUAGCUCCACUUAAAUAUCCACGACGACGAGAUCGUGAAGCAUUUGAUUUCUUCAUCUUCUUGGAGUAUUGUAACUUCCUUCAUAAACAGAAAAGCAAUUCUAAUUCAUCGACAACCACAACAACAACAACCACAACCACAACAACGACAACAACCCUCGCCAAUGAGAAUCGAACCUCUGUACCCAUGGUAAUCGCUCUUUACGGUAACAAUGCCAAGCUACCAGCAAAUGCCGAUGUUCUGGCUCGUAGCACUGGUAUUACGAUGGAAAAAAUUGACGUGUUUAACUCUAAAUGGCGAAACUCACGAAAAACUCGUACUUGAAAUUUGGACCAUGGACACUGAUUCAAUAUAAACCAAAAUUGCAAGACUAAAAAAACUGAUUAGGUCCAGAAACAAAAGGGAUUAACUCUGCCAACCCAUGAAGGAAUGACUGAAUUCCGGGUUCCAGUUAUGAACUGAAUAACUUGACCCAUCUGAUUGGCUGUGAUCCAUUCAUUUGGUCAAACAAGACCUAAAAAACAACAACAACAACAACAACUACAGCAACAAUUACAACCACAAAUACAACAAAGUAAAAAAAUCGAAACAAACAAAAAAAACAAUAACUUCUUCCGUAGGUUCUUGGGAUCUCGAUUAAUUUGACUGAUAUAAUGUCUUUAAUUUUAGAGGAAUUAUCAUCCAUUCACCUCAUUAACCAAAUCAAAUCAAACCAUUAAAUCAACAAUCAACACAGAAAAUCAAUUGAAAACGUUACUCCCUCAGCGUGUGCGUGUUUAUUUGUUUACGAGUUAUCGUUGAUCAUUAAAUGGUUUUUCAAUUUAAUUAUUGGGGACUACAAAUUGGAUGAAAAUUUAAACUACAAAAUCAAAUCAACUUUAACCAAAAAAAGACUCAGCAAAGAUUGACCAAUCCUAGGAAAAAGAUGAAUGAACUUAGAGUUGUAAAGUAACAAUUUGAAUUAAUGGUGACAAAUCUAAAUUAUGGAAACAACAAUCAGCGAUCAAAUCAAUUAUCAAAACAAAAUCUUAAACGUGUUAAUUUGCUGAUAAAUAGCCGAUAAUGUAAACAAUCAAUGCAGAGAUUGUAAUGAUCGGGCUAAUUAAGCCUUCCACUGAUUCAGUUGUUAUCGAAACAAAAGGAAACCCCCUAUAUUAAUUAAUUGGGUUAAUAUUUAAUUGCGAAGAUGUUUAAUUGUCUUUGUCUUUCUUUAUCUCUCUUUCACUUUCUAUUUGCUUAUUGAUUUUUCUUUCUUCAUAUAUAAUCUGAAUGUUUGAUUGGUUGAUUAGACCAUAAACCGAACAAGAAAUCAGCUAAUUGUUGUUUAAUCAUUCAACUUGUUGAUUUUUAACCUUGUUUUCCUUUUUCAAUCACAUCCCAUCUUUAAUUUACAAUGUGUUUCAAUUUAAUUCACCUUAUUAAUAAACACCAUUAAUCAUUUAAA